Messenger RNA from Solea senegalensis (Senegalese sole), 7447 nucleotides. It is a transcript of the gene atrn, whose product is annotated as attractin. The transcript has 29 exons. Bases 234 to 4349 code for a protein of 1371 amino acids. NCBI's taxonomy places the organism in Eukaryota, Metazoa, Chordata, Actinopteri, Pleuronectiformes, Soleidae. Gene Ontology annotation, molecular function: protein binding. The record is from RefSeq and is a predicted model, not a curated record. Gene Ontology annotation, cellular component: Golgi apparatus.
CACUUCUGGAUGUCAAUAUGCGGCUUGUUGCGGCGCUGGGGAAACAGAACCACUGGAAAGAUGUAAACCAAGCAACCCGCGAACACCUGCAUCCGCGAAGACACUGAACAUUUCCCCCGGAGAAACCGUAACUAAGACCCGACAAACACAAACACAGCCACGGACGGCUCCCUGGGUCGUUACCUCCGAGACAGCGGAGCGUCUGCCUAAACGCAGCCAUCUUUUGUGAGAGAAUGUACGGGGCCUGCUCGGGCUCUGGCCGGGGCCGGAGUGUGCUGAUGCUGACUACCGCGCUCCUGCUCUCCGUUGUCGGGCUGCUGUCUGCGCUGCCCGGCGUCACCGAAGCGAAGGAAUGCGACAAAGCGUGCGUGAACGGACAGUGCAACGCCGCCACUGGCAGCUGUGUGUGCUUCCCCGGCUGGACCGGGGACCAAUGCCAGCACUGCGGAGGGAGAUUCAGGUUGACGGGACCCUCUGGUCUUCUGUCUGACGGACCAGGAAACUACAAGUACAAGACCAAGUGCACGUGGCUGAUUGAAGGACAGCCCAACACCAUUCUCAGAUUAAGAUUUAACCACUUUGCCACCGAGUGCAGCUGGGAUCAUCUCUACGUGUACGAUGGCGACUCCAUCUACGCUCCUCUCCUCGCCGCGUUCAGCGGUCUGAUUGUUCCUGAGCGCUAUGGGAACGAGACGGUUCCUGAGGUGGUGUCUCAGUCUGGAUACGCGCUGCUGCACUUCUUCAGUGACGCCGCCUACAACCUGACUGGCUUCAACAUCUCCUACAGGAUGAACGCGUGCUCCAACAACUGCUCGGGCCACGGCGAGUGCCGCGCCGGGACCGCCGGCGCUCCGGUGUACUGCGAGUGUGACGACAACUGGAAGGGAGAGGCCUGCGACGUCCCGUACUGUCUGGCCGACUGUGGCUCCCCCGACCGGGGUCACUGCCAGAACAAGACCUGCGUUUGCAUGGCCGGAUGGCAAGGUCCAGACUGCUCCGUUCCAGCACCCGCUAAUUCCUCCUUCUGGGGCAGGGAGGAGUACGCCGAGCCCGGGCUGGCCAGAGCAUCACACAAGGCCGCGGUGGACCAGGACAUCAUGUGGGUCGUCGGCGGCUACGUCUUCAACACCUCCGACUAUCAGAUGGUCAAAGCGUACAACCUGAGCAGCAGGAGGUGGCUGACCCUCGACCCCUCCGUCAACACCGUCGCACCACGAUACGGCCACUCGCUGGCUCUUCACGAGGGAAAGAUCUACAUGUACGGGGGAAAGAUCGACUCCACGGGGAACGUGUCCAGCCAGCUCUGGGUCUUCUACAUCCAGAACCAGACCUGGGUCCUCCUGAGUCCCCGGGCCAAGGAGCAGCAGUACGCGGUGGUGGGACACUCGGCCCACAUCGUGCCUCCUCUCCAGGAGGGCGGCAGUCCCGUCAUGCUGGUUCUGUUCGGACACUGUCCUAUGUACGGUUACAUGAGCUGGGUCCAGGAGUACAACAUUGCCCAGAACACAUGGAGCAUGGUGUCCACAGAAGGCGCCCUGGUGCAGGGCGGCUACGGCCACAGCAGCGUUUUCGACCCGGGCACCAGAGCCAUCUACAUCCACGGCGGCUACAAGGCCUUCAGCGCCACCAAGUACGGCCUGGCUGGAGACCUGUACAAGUUUGAUGUGGACCGGAGGAAAUGGACGAUCCUGAGAGACAGCGGCUUCUUCCGCUACCUCCACACGGCGGUGAUAGUGAGCGGGGCGAUGCUGGUGUUUGGAGGAAACACGCACAACGACACGUCCAUGAGCCACGGCGCCAAGUGCUUCUCCUCCGACUUCCUGGUCUACAGCCUGGCAUGCGACGAGUGGACAGUGCUGCCUCGACCCGACCUCUACAGUGACGUCAACCGCUUCGGGCACUCUGCAGUCUUCAGUGACAGUGUGAUGUACGUGUUCGGCGGCUUCAACAGCCUCCUGCUCAGCGACGUCCUCAUGUACACGUCGCCCAGCUGCGCGGCCUUCUCCAGCCCGGCGUCGUGCAGCCAGGCCUGGCCGGGGAUCCACUGCGCGUGGAACAGCUCACUGGGAACCUGCCUGCCCUGGGAGAGCAGCGCGGCGGUGGCAGCAGAACCUCAGCAGAUUCCGGCCUCCUGCAACACCAGAUCAUAUGCUGAUAACGAGAGGUGUGACCAGUACACGGACUGUUUCAGCUGCACCGCCAACACCAACGGCUGUCAGUGGUGUUCAGCUCAGUGUGUCUCUCUGGGAAGCAACUGCACGUCUGCUUCGGGGGCGAUAGCAGAAGGUGACGUUUGCCCCAGAGACAACCCGUCAUACGUGUGCAACAAGAAAACCAGCUGCAAGAGCUGCGCCGUGGACCAGAACUGUCAGUGGGAUUCUCGCAACCAGGAGUGCAUCUCGCUGCCAGAAAACGUGUGCGGUGAAAGCUGGCAUCUGGUGGGCAACUCGUGUCUGAAGUUCAUCACGGCCAAGGACUCGUACGACAACGCCAAGCUCGGGUGCAGGAGCAACAACGCCGUGCUGGCGUCGCUCACCACGCAGAAGAAGGUGGACUUUGUCCUGAAGGAGUUGCAGAUAAUGAGCGUUGUGUAUAAGGCCACGGUGACGCCCUGGGUGGGUCUGCGUAAAAUCAACGUGUCGUACUGGUGCUGGGAGGACAUGUCGCCCUUCACCAACACCACGCUGCAGUGGCUCCCCGGCGAGCCCAGCGACGCCGGGUUCUGCGGGUACCUGGCCGAGCCGGCGUCCAGCGGACUGAGGGCGCAGUCCUGCAUCAACCCGGUGAACGGCAGCCUCUGCGAGCGACCAGCCAACCACAGUGCCAAGCAGUGCCGGACGCCGUGCGCCAUGCGGACCACGUGCAGCGAGUGCACCAGCAGCAGCUCCGAGUGCAUGUGGUGCAGCAACAUGAAGCAGUGCGUGGACUCCAACGCCUACGUGGCCUCCUUCCCGUUCGGACAGUGCAUGGAGUGGUACACCGUGGACUCCUGCUUACCAGAGAACUGCUCCGGCUACCGCACAUGCGGUCAGUGUCUGGACCAGCCGGGCUGCGGUUGGUGCACUGGCCCCAGUAACACGGGGAAAGGCCAGUGCAUCGAGGGCUCGUACCGCGGGCCCUUCCAGACCUCAGUACCGGCCCCGUCCACCCUGCCUGGUCUGCCCCACAGCCCUCAGCCGGCCCUCAACGUCAGCAUGUGCCCCAAUGAGGCCAAAUACAACUGGUCUUUUAUCCACUGUCCAGCUUGUCAGUGUAAUGGUCACAGUCAGUGCGUCAACGAGAGCGUGUGUGAGAAGUGCGAAGACCUGACGACGGGCCGCCACUGCGAGAGCUGCAUUUCCGGUUUCUACGGAGAUCCGACCAACGGCGGCAGCUGCCAGCCGUGCAAGUGUAACGGCCAUGCGAGCAUUUGCAGCCCAAACAACGGCAAGUGCUUCUGCACCACCAAGGGCAUCAAAGGAGAUCGCUGCCACCUGUGUGAAGUCGAGAAUCGUUACCAAGGCAACCCCCUCAAAGGGACAUGCUACUACACGCUCCUCAUCGACUACCAGUUCACCUUCAGUCUGUCGCAGGAGGACGACCGCCACUACACCGCCAUCAACUUCGUGGCCACGCCCGAGGAGCCAAAUCGGGAUCUUGACAUGUUCAUAAACGCCUCAAAGAACUUCAACCUGAACAUAACGUGGGCCACGAGCUUCACUGCUGGAACUCAGACCGGCGAGGAAAUCCCCAUCGUCUCGCGCAGCAACAUCAAAGAGUUCAAAGACAGCUUCUCCAACGAGAACUUUGACUUCCGCAACAGCCCCAACAUCACGUUCUUCGUCUACGUCAGCAACUUCACAUGGCCGAUCAAGAUUCAGAUCGCCUUCUCGCAGCACAGUAACUUCAUGGACCUGGUGCAGUUCUUUGUCACAUUCUUCAGUUGCUUCCUGUCCCUACUCCUCGUGGCCGCCGUGGUGUGGAAGAUCAAACAGAGCUGUUGGGCGUCACGGCGACGAGAGCAACUGCUGAGAGAGAUGCAGCAGAUGGCGAGCCGGCCCUUCGCCACCAUCAACGUCGCCUUGGAGACGGACGAGGAGCCACCUGACCUUAUAGGAGGAAAUGUGAAGUCUGUCCCGAAACCAAUCGCCCUGGAGCCGUGCUUUGGCAACAAAGCCGCCGUGCUCUCCAUCUUUGUGCGGUUACCCCGGGGCACCGGAGGCAUCCCUCCUCCAGGACAGUCUGGUCUGGCGGUGGCCAGUGCGCUGGUGGACGUCUCUCAGCAGAUGUGCGUCGGCUACAAGGAGAAGUCCGGAGGCCUGAGGAACCGCAAACAGCAGCCCAGCGCACAACCGUCCACCUGCAUCUGACCACGCACCUCCGUCUGUCCUCGUCCUCGUCCUCGUCCUCGUCCUCCGCCGCCAUUCCCAGCCCGACGCUCUCUACUCUUCUCCCAUCAGCCCCUCUGCCUCCGCCGCCCCCCCUCCUGAACAGACUCCCCGCCUAGGCUCUGCUCUGGCGGGGAGAAGUGCAUGCUGGGACACGGGACAGUGGUGAGGGGACAAGUCGUCCAGCGGACCGAGGCCUCCGUCUCCACGCCUGCAGGAACUUUUUUUCAUCCCCUGGAACUGAGUGACAGAAACUGGACGCGGAGGAGAAGGGGGGGGAGCAGGAGAGGGAGGGACAAAAGACACGGGUGCCUCCUCCACCUUUUCCCGUCAAAAAAAAAACAACAGACAUUUUACAUUUGUCGACGCCGCCUCGUUAAUGUCGAGGCGGCCACGGCUUGCUGCUAGAAGAGAUCAUCAUCUCGUAGUUUUUUGAGAGAUCCAGAGACUUUGCCGCGCGUUGUGUUGCAGAGUCGUUUUACCUAAGUUAUUGUUUUUGUUUCCUUUUUUUUCUUUUUGGUUUGUUUUUCUCGUGUUUAUCUGGAGGCAGGAGUAAACUGGACGUGUUGAAAAUGUUGGGAUUGUAGUCGUCGCCGCCGCCGCCGCAGAUCAGUCGCAGAUUUGUCCGUCGAGUUCUCCACACGUUGCUCGUGUCGCCGUCGCCCGCUCAGGAGGACGGUUUCGCGUGUGUCCAACAAUCACUGUCUUAUUCUCCUGAUGCACCAGGAGGACGGUCAGAGAGGCUCUAAUGCCGCGUUCAGCGCCGGCGUCACGCGACAAGUUUACAUACGGAGUCGACGCGCGGACGAACGUAUCAUUUUUCGGUGUGGACACUUGUACGUCUGCAGAGAAGAAACCGCCGUCUUGUGCGGCUCCACAACGCCAUACGGAGGCGGACACCACCGUUUACUCCUUUGGUUGAUGGCGAAAAGAAAUAUACGUUAUUUAUGUUAAAAAAACGGCGCAAAAAAACGAAAUGGGCGCAAAGCAACGCGAAAAAUCGCAUUCGAUGGAAAAGCAGCAUUAGGGCAAGGUGUGUAACUACUUUAAAAUGUCUAAUGCCCUUCUAGACUGUUUUUUUUUUUAUUAUUUUUUUUUUACCUCAAACGGGCUUUUAAGGUGAACUAUUUUUCCCCCAUAUUUGAAAAACGACAGCCCUAACACACACACGCACUCUCUCUUCCAGGAACCAGCUUCCCUGGCCCCUGACCCGUCUGUGACCCGUCUGUGACCCGUCUGUGACCCGUUUGUACACAGCUCCACACUGAGGGCCGGUGUCAGCGCAGCAAACUAACUUGUUUUUUUUUAAUGAAGAGCCGCUGUAGGAGGCGAGCUGUGCAGCCAAAGACCGUGGAGAAAGGAUGUGACACUUUAAAACGGGCCUCCGACUUCCUGUCUGGACAGAUCUCCCUCUCUCUCUCUCUCUCUCUCUCUCUCUGGCUUCAUGGCCGAGGACAAAAUAAGACCACAACAAACCGUCUCAUCUUGUGCUGGCGGCCCGGAUCGUAAACCUAUUGAAACUUUUCCAGCUAAUUACUCGUCCAGAUGCAGCGAAACAGUGCCGUCCACGCACACGAGGCUCUCAGAGAAGCGUUUUAACCAUUGUCCCUCUGGCAGCGCCGCGCCCCGAGACUCGGGCGUCCGAUAGAUCGCCCGACUCCGAUCGCCUGCAAUGAUUAGAUCUGUGUGAGGCGAGGGCGGCGGUUCAGCGUCCCCUCUCAUCGCCGCCUAACAAAUCCAUAGCCUGUAAUUGCUGCCGCCGCAUCUCCCAGGUUGCAGUGCGUGCAGGGCACACCCCACCCCCCCCCACCCCCCGCAGCACCGACGCCCGCGUCUGUAUCGAUGCAGCUGCUCACGCCACACCGCAAAUGUGGCAACGAUUUUUUCCGUCUGAGAAAUUGACCACACCUCACAGAAGACCUGUGCUCUUCAUCACUAACGCCUCCUUUCUUUUCUAUCCUCUCUUUUCACAGGGCGACGUUUAAAGAACAAACGAAAACGAGGGAACAGUCGCUUGUUAAACAUGAGACAGUGUUUUGUUGUCGUUGUCGUCGUCGUGAAGGCGUCACGGUGUCAGAUCUGCGUUUCUUUUCUUCUUCUAUCACCACUGCGGCGGUCUCUUGUUUUUUUUCCUUUCUUCGUCAUACAGUUGUAGCUCGACUCGGCUGGACUCUGGCGGGGUCGCCGUAGCGCGACUGCGUGAAACUGUCGCGACAAACCGCACAAGCGAUUGACUUUUGUUUUCGGGUGUAACUGAAUCAUUAGAAUCAUUCGAUUGAAAAAGAUUUGUUCAGAGAAUCGUUGAGUACUCUGUCGCUGAACUGAGAUGCGACGGAAUGGGUCGCGGUUCUUCCGCGUCGCGACCGUCUUUUUCACGCACCUGCACUUUGAUUCUCGGUGGCCGGCAGUCUGUUGACGUCACAUUUUAGUAUCGGCUCAGCUCGGUUGGAACCUCGUCAGAGCAGGUACUCAAACCAAACGCCAGGUACCAGGUACUGUCGCUGAUGGAAAAGCAAAAAAAAGACUCUAAUAUUGGAGUGGAUAAAGAGGGAAUGUAGAGCUAUUCCAAGCUCCAGUGAGUCACAUUUAGGAGGAUUUCUUGGCACAGAUGUAAGGGUUUUUGUAGCCUUAAAAUAAUACUUUAGAUAAGGGCCUUGCUCUGGCGUGUGUUUUGAAGCUUGUUAUUAUACAGACGAAGGAGAACUACAGCGUCUGUGGUUUGCCAAGGCCGCUGUGGUUCUCUCAAUCACAAAGUCUUGUUUGGUGCAAUCUGCAGUCUGACCUUUAGGUGUCACUAAAUUCUAGGGUUAGGGUUUUCUAAAUGAAAAGAGGUUGAAAAUGUCCUGUGAAGUAUGAACAUUUCCGCUGUGUUUGAAUCCACAAAUGCAGAGAGAAGCUUUAAGGAAAAUCUCAGUUUCAUACUCCAGCUGCCACAGGUCACACUUGAAGUCUCUCUCUCUUUCUCUCUCUCUCUCUCUCUCUCUCUCCAGUCGCAGAACAACUCAAUAAUCCGCCUUCUGCGUGCGUUCAGCGAACUUAAGAGCUGCUCGUCGUCUGGUUAAAGGGCAAACUUUUAGCAC